Molecule: messenger RNA, 861 nt
Organism: Cucurbita moschata (crookneck pumpkin)
Lineage: Eukaryota; Viridiplantae; Streptophyta; Magnoliopsida; Cucurbitales; Cucurbitaceae
Product: 50S ribosomal protein L20-like
Exons: 3
Coding region: 268-645 (125 amino acids)
Biological process (GO): translation; ribosomal large subunit assembly
Cellular component (GO): ribosome
Molecular function (GO): structural constituent of ribosome; rRNA binding
Source: RefSeq, a predicted model, not a curated record
CAGUUGCUAUUCCCCCCUCAUUUUUCCGAAAGAAAAAUCCCCAGAAGCUCGUAACAUUUGCUGCACUCUGCAAGUUCUCCCUCCCCAUUCCGCCGCUAUCCGAUCAAUCGGCCGCCGCAGCUCCACAGAAAAUUGGAUUCAGAAAUACAGAAUCUGUGGAACAAGCGAAUUACAAUUGUAGUCCUCUUUUGUCUCCACUUGCCCCCAACGAACGCUGUUUUCAGUCCUCCGCUUUAAUAAGUUGUAGAGCAUAGCAAGUAAAAAAAUAUGAACAAGGACAAGAUAUUUAAGCUAGCCAAGGGCUUCAGAGGCAGGGCUAAGAAUUGCAUAAGGAUUGCUCGAGAGCGGGUGGAGAAGGCUCUCCAGUAUUCCUACAGGGACCGUCGCAAUAAGAAGAGAGACAUGCGCUCCCUUUGGAUACAACGCAUCAAUGCUGGCACACGCCUUUAUGGGGUAAAUUAUGGAAAUUUCAUGCAUGGGCUGAUGAAGGAGAACAUUCAACUGAAUAGAAAAGUAUUAUCAGAGCUUUCAAUGCACGAACCUUACAGUUUCAAGUCCCUGGUAGACAUCUCUCGAAAUGCAUUUCCUGGAAACAAGAAUGUAGUGUUUCCCCCAAAGAAGGAUGGCAUUUCCGUAGUUCUUUAAUGGAUCAUUUAAGAGUCCCCUAGAUCUCCAGUUAUGUAGAAACUGACUCGGGAUGUUUGUCUGGCUUAUGAUCAUUGAUAGUUAUUGCCUGUUGUUGAGCGUUAAUCUGUUCGUUUCUAUUGUUGCAUUAGUUAUCCUAAUGUUGCUAGACACUGAAAGGAUUCUCUACUUGAAGUGAUAAAAAUUUUCCUGGAUGCUUUGGUUUUAAAUCCACAA